Messenger RNA from Theileria parva strain Muguga, 2094 nucleotides. RefSeq lists its product as uncharacterized. Gene Ontology annotation, biological process: ribosomal large subunit biogenesis. Gene Ontology annotation, molecular function: protein binding. Lineage: Eukaryota; Apicomplexa; Aconoidasida; Piroplasmida; Theileriidae. The coding region runs from base 135 to 2060 and encodes 641 amino acids. Gene Ontology annotation, cellular component: nucleolus; preribosome, large subunit precursor. The record is from RefSeq and is a predicted model, not a curated record. The transcript is spliced from 2 exons.
UCUCCAUACCAUAAAACUUUCAAUUAUUCAUUAUAUUACUCUUUAUUAUGUAUAUUAUUAUCUAUAUUUUUAAACUAUAUUAUUAAUGUAGUAUGAUGUAUAGUAUAAGUUAAUGUUAGAUCAAUUUACUGUACAUGAUGGAAUACAUAAUUGGUGGAACUACUGGUUUACUGAAGGAGAUUAAUACUAAGAAUCGCAGCAUUUUGAGGCUUUCUUCUCUUGAAGAUCAAGCUUUAGAUAAAUUUAUCACAACAACCUCCUGGUCUGGCACUCUCGGAUAUGGUGAAGAUGAAAUAACUGUUGGAUAUGAGAGCGGAUUAGUUCGUAGUUACAACACCUUAACAGGUGAGGUUAUCAGGGAAUAUCAUCUGGAUUCUAAAUGUGUUUACGUAACACUGUUAAAUUAUCAUUUUUAUCCCCUCACCAAUGCUAUUUAUAGUAACAAUAAGAGCUCAUCUUUAUACCCAAAUCUUACUAUUCCAACAGUAUAUAAAGAGAACAAUAAAGUAUUAUUAGCUGUCACAGAAGAUGGAUAUAUUUACCUCUUUAACACUGAGAAUUGUCCCAAAACCAUCCCCAACUCUCUAGUAAAUACUGACAAUACUGAUACUAGCAAUUCUAACACCGAUAUUAACACUGAUAAUACCAAAAAUGAUAAUGUUAGCACUGUUAAAGGCUUAUUAACUAAGGUAAAUCAUCCUUAUUCCAUCGCUGUUUUCAAGUAUAAAUCACCUGUAUCAUGUGCUUCUACUCACAGUUUAAUGAAAAAUCGACUAAUUAUCGCAGGUCCGAAUAAUCCUCCGGCUCUCAUUGAUUUAUUCUGUGAAAGAGUGCUAUGGGUUGGGAAAUUUCCACAUGAAACUCUUUUAGGCCUCCAAAGCACGCUGAAUAUCACUAGUCUUUGUAUUCUUGAUGAACUUGGCGAUGAUUUAAUUUGUGUAGGAACUAAAGACGCUUUUGUAUAUGUAUAUGAUCCUAACAGUCAGAAGGAUCCGAUUUUCCAGUUUAAUAUCUGUGAUCAGAGGAGUUCAGCUUUAUCAAAACGCGCUCUAACUCUUCCUGAACACGAUUUCAACACUAAACAUAGGAAACAAUUGGAUAAGGCUGUUAAUGAAAACUAUUCCUCAAAUGACAGAGCAAUUCUCAAAAUUACCACCAAUCCGCCCUUUAAACUAUUAUUUAACACAGAAAAAGGUGAUCAUCGAGACAACGAGGGUACUACUGAACAUAACAACAACAUUGGUGAAAAUGGCAUAAAUAAUAAAAAUUCUAUCAAUAAUUCUUUGAAUUUAGAAGAAUUAUUUAAUAAUAUUUUGGAAAAGAGAUUUAAAUUAUCAAAUGAUGUUAGUAUUGAGUUGUACAACUAUCCUAAGAAAGACUAUUGCAAUGUGUACAUUAGUGAUAACUUUGGCACUGUUUAUUAUCUCCAGUUCCUCACCAACAACAAACUUAUUCACUGGAUCAAUAAUAAAAUUAACCGAAACUCCAGAAACGGCUUGAACAGGACAGUGGAAGAUAUGGAUGAAAAGGAGAAAUUUGGUAUAGUGGAACACUUGUUAGAGGCUAGAAAGCGUCUUUGCACUUCUUGUAAUAAUGAUAAGCGAGUUCAUUACAGACGAAAUAGUUACAAUCAAAUGGUGUGUAGGAUAUUAAGUUGUUACAAUUACCACAACGGGUCAGUUGUGGAUUUAAAGUGUUCUGGCGAUUAUUUAAUCACUGCUGGCAUGGACCGCUUUACUAAAAUCAUCCAUGUCCCCACUCACAAGCUUGUAUUUCAACUAUAUUCCAACCAGAAACAAUCCUCCAUUCUGCUCAGAAAUGAUUCCAUCAUGACAAAAUUCAAUCAUUCCGAUUUCAAAUCCGUUAAAAAAGGUAGCGCUGGCGACGCCGAUAACACGGUUGAUAGCAGUGAAGUUGAUGGCGACCAUAGUAGUGAUACCGAUGAUAUCGGUGACUAUGAUGAUACGGAUAACACAGAUGACGGCAGUGAAGUUGAUACCGAUGACGCAUUUGAUAGUAGUGAGGUUGAUAGUGAUUUGGAAGGAGUUGAAGACAUUUAAAAACUUUUAAUAUUAAAUAAUAUGAUCAAACAGG